CGGGGAGAGCCAGAUAUAGUGAAUGCGGGGUACGGGGAGACCAGAUAUAGGGAAUGCAGGGUCCAGGGAGAGCGGAUAUAGUGAAUGCAGGGGUCCGGGGAGAGCGGAUAUAGUGAAUGCAGGGUCCGGGGAGAGCGGAAAUAGUGAAUGCGCAGUCCGGGGAGGGGCGGAUAUAGUGAAUGCGGGGUCCGGGGAGAGCGGAUAUAGUGAAUGCAGGGUCCGGGGAGAGCGGAUAUAGUGAAUGCAGGGGUCCGGGGAGAGCGGAUAUAGUGAAUGCGGGGUUCGGGGAAAGCCAGAUAUAGUGAAUGCAGGGUCCGGGGAGAGCGGAUAUAGUGAAUGCAGGGUCAGGGGGAGAGCAGAUAUAGUGAAUGCAGGGUCCGGGGAGAGCGGAUA
Staurois parvus is the source of this 393-nucleotide messenger RNA. Lineage: Eukaryota; Metazoa; Chordata; Amphibia; Anura; Ranidae. The record is from the annotation of a GenBank genome assembly.